AUGACUGAGAAGGAUGUUGCAUUGCAAAAGGCAGAAAAAACUGUUCUUGCGGCAAAAGAAGUUGAGAAAUCGGUAGAGGAUCUGAAACUCAUUUUCACAAAGGAAUCAUUGGGGUCUGCACAUGCUACUGAAACUGUCGUAGAAGCAAACCUGAGAGAUGCACUGGAAGAACCAGAUACAAAAACUCAUGGUUAUAUUAAAGCAGCUGUUCCUUCUUCAGAAAAGGAACUUGAAAACACGAAGAUCAACAUUGAGAAAGCAAAAACUGAAGCUAACUGUUUGAAGGUGGAAUCUGCACCAUUGAAGUCAGAACUGGAGAGAGUAAAAUCAGAACUUGUUGCCUUUCAAGAGAGAGAAGGGAUGGCAUCAAUUGCAAUUGCUUCUCUUGAGGAUGAGCUGAUAAGGAUAAAGCCGGAGAUAGUAGUUGUUCAGAAGAAGGAAAGAGGAAAAAGAGAGAAGAAAAUGGAACUCGUCAAACAACUACAACAGGCAGCUCAAGAUGCAGAGAGGGCAAAAGUACUUGCUCGGAUGGCUCAAGAAAGGCUUCAGGAGGCGAAGAAAGAAGCUGAAGAAGCAAAAGCAGGAGCAAGUACCAUGGAAAGUAGAUUACUUACAGCUCAAAAGGAAAUAGAAUCAGCUAAAGCUUCAGAGAAAGUGGCAUUAGCAGCUAUCAAUGCUUUGCAAGAGAGUGAAUCUGCUACCAACGAUGAGGAUUCAUCUGCUGGUUUAACACUUUCUUUAGAAGAAUAUUAUGUUCUUAACAAGGCAGAAGAGCUAGCUAACAUGAAAGUGACUGUGGUUUUCUCCCAAAUUGAUGUAGCAAAGGAGUCUGAAUUGAGGAGCAUGAGUAAGCUGCAGGAAGUAUAUCGUGUGAUGGCUGAAAGAAAAAAUGCUCUAGAAGCUGCACUAAACAAGGCAGCCAAGGAAGAAAAAUUAAGUUUAGAACAGGAGCUAAGAAAGUGGAGGGCUGACCACAAGCAUAAACGGAAAGUUGAGGAAUCUGUUCCAGGAGGGGUAACCCCGAUUGGAACUCCAAGAACAAGCAUUGAGGAGAAAAAUAAACCUGAGAAUUUGGUUAGGACAACUAAUAUUCAGCAUGGGGAAAAUCCUAAUCCACAUAUGAGCAACACAGAAACUGAUUCAUCGCAAGUGAAAGCUACCCAUAGGAAGAAAAAAUUCUUCCCACGGAUCCUCAUGUUCUUUGCCAGGAAAAAGGUACAAUCAUCUAAGUCGAAGUAA
Molecule: messenger RNA, 1239 nt
Organism: Fraxinus pennsylvanica
Lineage: Eukaryota; Viridiplantae; Streptophyta; Magnoliopsida; Lamiales; Oleaceae
Source: the annotation of a GenBank genome assembly